Parastagonospora nodorum SN15 is the source of this 267-nucleotide messenger RNA. RefSeq lists its product as hypothetical. Lineage: Eukaryota; Fungi; Ascomycota; Dothideomycetes; Pleosporales; Phaeosphaeriaceae. Bases 1 to 267 code for a protein of 88 amino acids. The record is from RefSeq and is a predicted model, not a curated record. The transcript is spliced from 2 exons.
AUGGCAGGAAGAGGUGAUAUCACGGUUGAUAGCGAAUCAGAGAACAGUGAACAUCACACACCAAUUCCUACAUCCACGAGCGUUGCGCAGACCAUUGUGUGGACAAAAAAAGGCGCAAUCUGCUUGCAUGCCAUGACUACUGGCGCCCGCGCACUGGCGCGCCACAGAGGUACUGUGUAUGCAUUUACAGUAGUCGGUGCUGCUCGUGCGGAGGCAAACGCAGCACUGAUCCCGCUGUGCGGACAUUCACUUGCGCUGGCCAAAUGA